CGCCUUUGUGAGGGAAAGUGGUGGCGUGGAAGGUUCGCGAAGCCGCCGACGCCAUCGCGCCCCUCCGUCUCGGCUCUCCGCCUAUGGCGACCGGGGCCAACGCGACGCCGCUGGGGAAACUCCAUCCGCCCCCGCCGCCGGGCAAGGCCGGCUAUCCGCUUCCUCCUCCCGGAUUAGUGAUGCAAGGCCCGCCGCCUCCGCCGCCACCUCCGGGCCCCGCGCAGGCCCAGCCUCAGCCGGCCAUCCCGAGCCUCAUGGCGGCCGCCGGGUUUCCCUUCGCCGCGCUGCCUCCGCCUCCUCCUCCACCACCACCUCCUCCGCCGCCUCAGCAGCCCCAGCCGCCCCCGCAGCAGCCUCAGCCGCCGCCUCCGCCUCCUCCGCAGGCCCAGCAGCCUCAACCGGCCCAGUACGGCCAGUACCGCUUCCCUUCGCCCCCGCCGCCCCAGCAGCCCAUGGGCCUCGAGCCGCAGCCGCCGCCCCAGCACCUCCACCUUCUCCAGCAGGACGACGGCGGCCAGGCCGGGGCAGGCAACUCAGAUUACCCUAAUAAAAAGAGGAAGAGGAGCCGGUGGAAUCAAGACACCAUGGAACAGAAGACCAUCAUCCCUGGCAUGCCCACCGUCAUCCCUCCUGGGCUCACCCGGGAACAAGAAAGAGCUUACAUAGUGCAACUGCAGAUAGAAGACCUGACUCGUAAACUGCGCACAGGAGACCUGGGCAUCCCCCCUAACCCUGAGGACAGGUCUCCUUCCCCCGAGCCAAUUUACAAUAGCGAGGGGAAGCGCUUGAACACCCGGGAAUUCCGCACACGGAAGAAGCUCGAAGAGGAGAGGCACAAUCUGAUAACGGAGAUGGUGGCUCUCAAUCCAGACUUCAAGCCACCGGCUGAUUACAAGUAUAACCGUCCGCCCUGGAUGAAUUCCGGCCCUUCGGAAAACAGGCCCUUCCAUAACAUGCACGGGGGGAGUGGGAGCAGUGGCAGCAGCAGUAGCGGGGGGCCCGCGGGCCCCAGCGGCCCCCACAAUUUCCCUCACCCCAUGUCGAGCAUGGGAGGACACGGGGGUCACCCCAUGCAGCACAACCCCAGCGGCCCCCCGCCUUGGAUGCAGCCUCACAACCCCCCCAUGAACCAGGGACCACAUCCCCACGGGCACCCUGGCCCCCACCACAUGGAUCAGUACCUGGGCAACGCGCCAGUGGGCUCUGGGGCCUAUCGCCUCCAAGGAAAAGGUAUGAUGCUGCCUCCGAUGGGUAUGAUGCCCCCUCCGCCCCCUCCACCCAGUGGCCAGCCUCCCCCGCCUCCCUCUGGUCCUCUCCCCCCAUGGCAGCAGCAACAGCAGCAGCAGCAGCCGCCACCCCCGCCUCCCAGCAGCAGUACUCCCUUGCCAUGGCAGCAAAAUACGACGACCACCACGAGCGCUGGCACCGGGGGCAUCCCUCCAUGGCAGCAGCAGCAGGGGGCGGGGGCAGCAACUUCUACGGGGGGCCCUCAGAUGCAAGGCAGCCCCUCCAUGGUGCCUUUGCCUCCCGGGGUCCAGCCUCCGCUGCCCCCCGGGGCCCCGCCUCCUCCCCCGCCCCCCCCGCCUGGCUCCGCGGGCAUGAUGUACGCUCCUCCCCCUCCUCCGCCUCCCAUGGACCCUUCUAAUUUUGUCACCAUGAUGGGGGUGGGGGUACCGGCCUUGCCGCCCUUCGGCAUGCCCCCGGCCCCCCCACCGCCCCCUCCCCAGAACUGAAGAAUCAAAUUUUUUUCUAUACCAUUAUUCCCUCCCCCCCUCCCACCAAUACAGAGCCAGGAAUUGGACUUGGGGUGUGUGUGACAUUUAAAGCAGGGAAGUUGUGCCCUUGUCUGUAUUUGGAGAGGCGUGGUGUGACUCCGAUCUCCUCCUCGGCUGAUUGACAGGUGUCUUUCGGGAGCCGAGCCGGCUUUUUCUGAACCAUGUCCCCCUGUUCUCUCUCCUUUCAGAGGUUUCCCCCCCCUUCCCCCAGGCGGGGGAGAGACCCAGAAACUUGGGGGAAAUCUCCUGGCUGAAUGGAGAGGCUGUGGCUUAGGGGUUUUGGGGAAGGACGGCAUUGGGGUCCUUUUUUUCAUUUCUUCUUGCCAAAUAGCCCUCUUAUUUUUUAGCCGCCUCUUUUGAGUUCUCUCUGCAGCCAUUUCCAUCCUCUGCUUUAAAACCCUCUUUGAAGACGCCCACGGAUGUGCAUGGAGGACACAUGCACCAAAUUGAGCAGGGGGUCUGUGUGUGUGUGUGUGAGUCAAGGGACAUGUUUCUCACCCCCCUACCCCCCCCAAAAAAAGUCUUAGUCACUUCAGGCUGAAGGGAGUCUUUUAAAAUCCUCCCGAUUGAAAAACGAAGGCCGAGGAGGGAGAAUCUCGGCCUCUCCCCAAGUCCAAACUUCCUUUUCUUCUUCUUUUUUACACAGCAGAAUUUUGUGGUCCGGGGUGACCCCCUGCCCCCUUGCCCUCCCUUGAUUGAAUGGCUUCUGUUGAAAACGACGUGUGUAUGUGGGUGUGUGUGUGUGGACGUCCCUGUCUCCUGUAACCAUUUUCUUAAUUGCCUUCUUCCCCCCCGCCCUCCUGUGUGUGUGUAAGAAUAAAAUCCGAUGCAGAAAAGAGGAGGAGGUUCCAAAAUAAAUGCCGCUUUUAAAAUAG
Messenger RNA from Thamnophis sirtalis, 2650 nucleotides. The record is from RefSeq and is a predicted model, not a curated record. Lineage: Eukaryota; Metazoa; Chordata; Lepidosauria; Squamata; Natricidae.